AUGUCAAAGAUUGAAGAGAUUGGCCCCCGUGUUAAAGCAUACUUAUACGAUAUUGGCUAUCAUAGAUGGUCUCGAGUACAUGCUACGGUGAACAGAACUUGGACUACGACAUCAAACAUUGCAGAGUCGUUGAAUAUUGUAACAAAAUAUGCAAGAGAGCUAUCGAUAGUAGAACUAUUAGAGUAUAUGGGGACCCUUCUUGAAUGUUGGACGAAGGAAAAGUUAUUGAAAGCAAAUGGUACAUUCACAUACCUUGGGUUCAAAUUCAACAAAGAGUUGGAUGACAACAAAACAUUGUCACACAAGCUUAGAGUGAGGGAUUUAACAUACUAUAUCCAUACAGUACUAGAUGGUGUGAGGCGCUAUAUUGUUUGUCUUAAAAACAAGAGAUGUAGUUGUGGGCAAUUCCAGCUUUACGAACUUCCUUGUCCACAUGCUUUGGCUGCUUUAAGACGCAUGGAUGAGUCUUUUGAACAAUAUUGUUCUCCUUAUUACACAAGGGCGAAUCUCUUGCGUACUUAUGAAAUACCAGUAAAUCUCCUGCCUGAUGAAAGCAAAUGGAAUGUGCCACAACAUAUAUCUGAAGAAGUAGUAAAUCCACCUAAAGGAGGGAAAAGGCAACCAGGAAGACCUCAAAAAGAAAGAUACAAAACAUAUGAUGAAAUAAAUUCAAAGAAGCAUAAGUUUAUCUACGAUAAAACUACAAAAAAAUACAUUAACUGGAAUUUACAGAGUAUCUACAUUAUAAAUCGGUAG
Nicotiana tabacum (common tobacco) is the source of this 756-nucleotide messenger RNA. RefSeq lists its product as uncharacterized. Gene Ontology annotation, molecular function: zinc ion binding. Lineage: Eukaryota; Viridiplantae; Streptophyta; Magnoliopsida; Solanales; Solanaceae. The record is from RefSeq and is a predicted model, not a curated record.